AUGGAUUGGAAGGCUAAAAAUACCUGGCAUCUUAAUUUACUCAAAACAAUCAAGCUCCCUCAAUCACUUGUCCAGAUACCAAUUCUUGAAAGAAUGGUGACAUUUUUAUUAAGGGUUGAGAAAACUUUAAAAAAAAUUGAAAUUUCUAGAUCUAAAGUCCUUAUAGAAAAGACUCAACUCUAUUGUAAUUGGAGAGAUUCAGAACUGUUAUGUUCAUAUUCUAUAUGCGCAGUUGGAAGAACAUCAAGAAUAAGAAAAGUAAAAGAAUAA
Messenger RNA from Entrophospora sp. SA101, 270 nucleotides. The record is from the annotation of a GenBank genome assembly. NCBI's taxonomy places the organism in Eukaryota, Fungi, Glomeromycota, Glomeromycetes, Entrophosporales, Entrophosporaceae.